AUGCCAAACGCCGAACCACCUGCCUCUCAAUACCAGGAGCUCACACUAUCGGUAGAGCAAGAACAAAGGAUAGUAGACUGGGUAUCAAAGGAAUUAUCCUCAGGUACUGUAGUCCGGAACGACCUCAUCUCUUGGUUUGCCAACCGUUUUGCUCAACGGGCCGGCGUCAAAGGCGAACUGCGACCCGAUUUUGUCCAGAAUUUCCUGGCUCAGCAUCCAGACCUCGCAGAGAGAAUCCCGCCACAUCCCAAUCACAAGAACAACCAAAGAGUCAAAUCCGGUUUUGCUGGAAUUCAACGUUUGAGAGAAAUGAGGGAGAAAGAUCGCGUCCAGGCCCUGUAUGGCGAGUCUCCCCCGCCUCAGCGCCAGCCUGCUCCCUACCCUGAAGGCGACAUUCUCUAUCACUGCAAUAACCGCUACCUUGUGCGUCACGGAAAUCAGGUGACGAAAUAUACAACCUUUUCUGAUGGCCUGGGCGCAAAAGAUCAUCCCAAUGAGGCGCAAGCGCUGCGCUUCGUCAAAGAGCACACCACAAUUCCGGUACCUGAGGUCAUCGGCAGCGAUUGGGAUCGCAUCACUAUGGAAUACAUCGAGGGCCAGACACUACAGCAGGCAUGGCCGGUGCUCACACCGGAUCAGCAGUCCGACAUCUUGGACGAGCUCAAGGGCUACAUAGCACAGAUGCGUGCUCUACGCGGUACCUACCUCGGCCGUCUCGAUGGGCAGGGUGUUGUUGUCCCAAGCAUUUUUAUGCGCUCGGGAGGUCCGUUCAACACCCUUCCUGAAUUCCAUGAUUGGCUCGCGCGGCCGUCCAAGCGGUCGCAAGCACAGACGAUGUAUUGGCAUCAGAUCACGACGCAGCUUGGCGGCGAGUAUCCCAUUGUCUUUACGCACGGCGACAUCGCCGCGCGCAAUAUCCUGGUGCGCGACGGCCACAUCGUGGCACUUCUGGAUUGGGAAUUUGCGGGGUGGUACCCCGAGUAUUGGGAAUACGUGUUUGCAUUACGCGGGAUGGAUAAACUUGACUGGGAGACUCUAGGUAGUCAUGCUCCGUCUCUUUUCGCAAAUCGCUAUGAUCUAGAGUACAUUCUUGUGGGGUUCAUCCUCAACCUCUCCUGA
Molecule: messenger RNA, 1119 nt
Organism: Fusarium poae
Lineage: Eukaryota; Fungi; Ascomycota; Sordariomycetes; Hypocreales; Nectriaceae
Exons: 1
Coding region: 1-1119 (372 amino acids)
Biological process (GO): protein phosphorylation
Molecular function (GO): protein kinase activity
Source: RefSeq, a predicted model, not a curated record